GACUGUCCCCGCGACGCCACACGGGAGGCGGGCUGGGGAGUCAACGGCUGCCCAACACCAAGUCCCUGACACAGGAGGCUUAGAAACUUCACUCCCUGCGCUCUCCCCUCUCCCUUCUCGGCUCCUCCCAAUGGAAUUUCGUUUUAAAAGCCGUUAACUAUCGUGUCGGAGUAGCCCUUGGCGAAUUGUGGAUGACUGCGGUGGAGCCUUCACUAUGGGUGUCAUUGGUGGUGGAGUCUUCCAGGCUAUCAAGGGCUUCCGCAAUGCACCUGUUGGAAUGCGACACCGCUUGAGAGGUAGUGUCAAUGCUGUGAGGAUCCGAGCACCCCAGAUUGGAGGUAGCUUCGCAGUGUGGGGGGGGCUGUUUUCCACCAUUGACUGUGGCCUGGUGCGACUGCGGGGCAAAGAAGAUCCCUGGAACUCCAUCACCAGUGGUGCAUUGACCGGGGCUGUGCUGGCUGCCCGCAGUGGCCCGCUGGCUAUGGUGGGCUCAGCAAUGAUGGGGGGCAUCCUUUUGGCCCUCAUCGAAGGUGUUGGCAUCCUCCUCACCCGUUAUACCGCCCAGCAGUUCCGAAAUGCUCCCCCGUUCCUGGAGGACCCCAGCCAACUCACCCCUAAGGAAGGCGCCCCGGCCCCAGGUUAUCCCAGCUACCAACAGUACCACUGAGGGAAGUCGCUGCAUGACCCUGCCACUGUGGGAGCUGCUCCUCAGUUCCCUCCCCUGUGUUCUACCUCCAAGGGAGGACUGGCUCCUAUGUAGCCCUGAGAUUCUCCAGAGAGGGCCUUUACUCCCUUGUUCUAUGGUGGGGGUGGGGCACCCAGCAGCCUUGUCACAUGGGUCCCCUAUUUGUCUCUCAGGGCACCCCAGCCUCACACAUGUAACAACUUCUCACCCCAGUUCCUUCAUGUGGCACUCUUGAGUAUUUAAAGCCAGUUUUGAAAUGCC
Messenger RNA from Nannospalax galili (Upper Galilee mountains blind mole rat), 946 nucleotides. It is a transcript of the gene Timm17b, whose product is annotated as translocase of inner mitochondrial membrane 17B. Gene Ontology annotation, biological process: protein import into mitochondrial matrix. The transcript is spliced from 6 exons. The record is from RefSeq and is a predicted model, not a curated record. Lineage: Eukaryota; Metazoa; Chordata; Mammalia; Rodentia; Spalacidae. Gene Ontology annotation, cellular component: mitochondrial inner membrane; TIM23 mitochondrial import inner membrane translocase complex. Gene Ontology annotation, molecular function: transmembrane protein transporter activity. The coding region runs from base 215 to 667 and encodes 150 amino acids.